Messenger RNA from Phycodurus eques (leafy seadragon), 1323 nucleotides. Its product is annotated as kynurenine--oxoglutarate transaminase 3-like. Gene Ontology annotation, cellular component: cytoplasm; mitochondrion. Bases 55 to 1323 code for a protein of 422 amino acids. Gene Ontology annotation, biological process: biosynthetic process. Gene Ontology annotation, molecular function: L-kynurenine:2-oxoglutarate transaminase activity; pyridoxal phosphate binding. The record is from RefSeq and is a predicted model, not a curated record. The transcript is spliced from 11 exons. Lineage: Eukaryota; Metazoa; Chordata; Actinopteri; Syngnathiformes; Syngnathidae.
UGCUUGUGUUUGCGUGUCACGCUCGGAUUGACGUGCGUUGCCCGGUUUACGACGAUGGCGUCCCGACACGCAGACUCCAAGAGGAUCCGAGGACACGAGGAGACCAUCUGGACGCAAAGCUGGUUGAAUACAGACUCUUCGGUGGUCAACCUGCGCGAUGGAUUCCCGGACACGCCGGUGCCGGCGGAGAUCACGGAGGCCCUGGUGAAGACCGUGUCCGAGAGCAUGAUGAACCAGUACACCAGAGGAUUCGGACACCCAAAGUUGGUGGAGGCCGUCUCUCGGGUUUACGGCAAAUUUUACGGGCGUCCCAUCGACCCACUCAAGGAAGUCCUGGUGACGGUGGGCGCCUACGGCUCCUUGUUCAGCACCAUGCAGGCUCUGGUGGAGGACGGCGACGAGGUCAUCAUCGUAGAACCCUUCUUCGACUGCUACGUGCCCAUGGUGCGCAUGGCGGGGGGCAAACCUGUGCUGAUCCCGCUACGACCCAAACCCACCCAGAAGGUCGCCUCCAGCGCCGACUGGUUCCUGGACCCUGAGGAGCUUGCCAGUAGAUUCAAUUCCAAGACCAAGGCCAUCCUCAUCAACACCCCCCACAACCCCAUCGGGAAGGUUUUCACCAGGGAGGAGCUGCAGAUGAUCGCCGACUUGUGCGUCAAACACGACACGUUGUGCUUCAGCGACGAGGUCUACGAGGUUUUCGUCUAUGACGGACGCCGGCACCUUAAAAUCGCGACUUUGCCCGGAAUGUGGGAGCGAACCGUCACCGUCAGCAGCGCCGGGAAGACCUUCAGCAUCACCGGAUGGAGGCUCGGGUGGUCCAUCGGGCCAGAGCACCUGAUCAAGCAUCUUCAGACUGUCACCAGUAACAUGGUGCACGCCUGCCCCACCCCGUUGCAGGAGGCCCUGGCGCAAGCGUUACUGCGGUAUUCCGGGCUGAUGGGUCUGCCCGGGUGCUUCUUCGAGGCGCUGGCCCGGGAGCUGGAGGGGAAGAGGGACCGGCUGGCGGCCAUGCUACGCGAGGCCGGGUUCUCGCCUAUCAUCCCCGAGGGAAGUUUCUUCAUGAUAGCGGACGUGUCGGCGCACGAUAAGGACCUGCCGCACCACGACCACGACGAGGACGAAGCCUACGACUUCAAGUUUGCCAAGUGGAUGAGCCGGGAAAAGAAACUGGGGGGCCUUCCUGUGACUGCGUUUGUCGGAGAGGAAUCCAACAAGGCCUUUGAGAAGUAUAUUCGAUUUUGCUUCUUCAGGCGUGAUGAGACACUGGAUGCGGCUGAACGCAUCCUGAAGAAGUGGAAGUCGGCGGGAAGCAGUGAUUGA